AAAGACCUUUCCAAUCCGCAAGGAUCCAUGUCAACCACGGCACUCUUUCCGCUCACGAAGUGCUGGUGCGCCAAAUGGUAUUGCAUCACAAAAGCGGGGAAAUGCACCGUCGAUCCUGAGCCGUAAGCGGGUAGCUUCCCUAUAUGCAGCCUCAAAGAUCAUCCAUACCUAGGUAGUUGCUCGAUUUUAUCCUGGUACCUGACAUGUACAUGACGUGAAGACUAGCAAUGCCCAGAUGUCCAGGUACCGUCUGAGGUAAUGUUUGCAGUUCGCGCUUGGAUGCUCCGAGGCUAUAUAUACUGCCUGUCAGGCGUUGUGCCGUGGUCGUUACAUGUCAACAGAAUCUUGUCGCGUCCAUGAUGUUGUCCCCUCUUGUAUUGACGUUGAGCACUUUGCUUCCUGCACUAUCCGGUGCACAGCGCAUUCGCUCUGAUCCCGGUGUCGCUGGCCCAGCUCUUGAGAUUGUGCAUCUGUACAACGACCAAUGGCCUACCGGAAUCACCGUAUCGAAAGGCGGCCGCAAGUUCUCGAACUAUCCGGCAGGCCUAGAUGCUAAUAACACAAAUACGGGUACCAAUAACAAGUAUGCCGUGGCAGAGCUCACGACUAACGGCACCGAGACACCCUAUCCUAGCGUGGAGAUUAACAACCCGCCAAAUGGAGCUAUCAACUACACAACAACUCCGCCGACUGGUGCAAACUACCAGAAUUACCUCAUCGGCGUACAGAGCGUAGUCUUGGAUCCCCAAGAUCGCCUAUGGAUCUUAGAUACGGGACGCGCAUUGACUGAAGAUGGUACAUUAGUCAAUGCGUCUCCUGGCGGUCCCAAGCUUGUUGGAGUAGACAUUGAGUCUGACACAGUGAUUCAGACUAUAGUCUUCCCACCCACGGUAGCAUUCCCAGACUCGUACCUAAAUGAUGUCCGCUUCGACUUGCGACCUUCCGUCUCUGCUUCUGGCAAAGGAGUAGCCUACAUCACCGACUCAUCGUCUGAAGGCCGCAAUGGAAUCAUCAUCGUAGAUCUAGGCACAGGCGAGAGCUGGCGCCACCUCGAUGGUGCAAAGGAGACGAGGGCUGAGAGGGGGUUCGUUCCAUAUGUCUGGGGUCAACCGCUUUACUACAUUCCCGGUCCUGGUCAACCGCUUACCACUGUACCGUUGGGUAGCGAUGGUAUCGCCUUGUCAGCUGAUGGUGAAUACUUGUACUUUGGCCCCGUUGGUGGACGCACAUUGUACAGUAUCCCUACUGAGCGCCUACGGGACCGCAGUCAAGCUUCUGAGCUCUUGGCGCUGGGUGCCGUGAACAACAAGGGAGAAAGGGGUGUUAGUGAUGGAUUUGAGACGGACACCAAUGGCUUCAUCUAUGCGGGUAAUAUGGAGCAAAAUGAAAUCGGGUUUCACAACCCGAUGAACGCGUCUAUGACGCUGUUUGUGAGGGACCCAAGGAUUAGUUGGGUGGAUACCAUGUCUGUCGGAAGCGAUGGUUACCUUUACUUUACCGACAACCAGCUUGCCUUCAGCUCGGCCUUUUACCCUGGCACGGAUCGGAGGGAACGACCAUUUGUGCUAUUCAGGGCGCCUUUGCCUAAUAACGGUUCGAGGGUUUUCUUGCAGUAAGAACAUCUAAAAUAGAUCAUAACUUCACAGUUUUCAAUAGCUAGACG
Messenger RNA from Alternaria alternata, 1663 nucleotides. RefSeq names its product major royal jelly protein. Bases 357 to 1616 code for a protein of 419 amino acids. NCBI's taxonomy places the organism in Eukaryota, Fungi, Ascomycota, Dothideomycetes, Pleosporales, Pleosporaceae. The record is from RefSeq and is a predicted model, not a curated record. The transcript is spliced from 4 exons.